Molecule: messenger RNA, 1581 nt
Organism: Spinacia oleracea (spinach)
Lineage: Eukaryota; Viridiplantae; Streptophyta; Magnoliopsida; Caryophyllales; Amaranthaceae
Exons: 2
Coding region: 238-1581 (447 amino acids)
Molecular function (GO): protein binding
Source: RefSeq, a predicted model, not a curated record
UAUACGUUGGGUUUCCUAAUAUAAGUUGUGAUUUCUUUCCUAAUCCGAGCAUGUAUCGGAAUAUAAUAUUUCCGUGUGCGUUUAUAAUUGAGUGAGUAUAUAUAUAAACUUUGUAAUUAUGAGAAAUCAAAUAUGAGUCAUAAUUAGCGGCGCCUCUACAGACAGAGUGGUAGAGAGAAUAAAGAGUACUUUCCCUGUUGAAAGCAUAUUCUGGGAGUUUGUUUGCAGAUUAAUAAGAUGGCUGAUUGGAGUAUGUUGCCAUCUGAUCUUCUGAGAGAAAUUGCACUGAAAUCGAAUACAAUCAAGGACUUGAUAUAUUUCUCAGCGGUUUGUCAAUCGUGGAAUGAUGUUUUCUCUAAGGUUAAACCUGAUUGGAAUACCAUUAAAUCACUUCCGUGGUUGCUGCUAGCUGAGCCCAAGCCCGAGUCACUGCCGUGGUUGCUGCCCAAGCCCAAACCCAAGCCCGAACCCAAGCGCAAGCCCGAACCCAAGCGCAAGCCCAAACGCAAGCCCAAGCCCAAGCCCUAUAAUGAUAGCACUACUCAACCGAAGUCAGGUCGCAGGAAUAUUUUGAGUAUGGAUGAAAACAAGUGUUAUAAAUUGAUGGUUCCACAGACCUUUGGGAAACAAUGCUGGGGUUCUGAACAUGGAUGGAUUGUCAUGUUUGACGCUGACAAGAAAGCUGAGUUAUUUAAUCCUAUUACUAAAUCUCAACUAAGUCUCCCUUCCCUCCAAACCUUGCCGUCUUACCCAGUUACCCAUGACAAUUACUAUUACUAUGACGAUGACGAUGACUACUACAUCGACAUCGACGACGACGACUAUGUCUAUACUAUUGAUUCUAAGAAAUUAUUCAAUAUGAAAGAGUUGGUGUCCAAGGCCACUGUAUUAAAGAUUCCUAACGUUGAUGAAUUAGUUGUAAUGGUGAUCCAUUAUCCCCAGAACAAUUUAGCAUUCGCUCGGCCCGGAGACAAAUCAUGGACACCGGUACUUACUUCAUGUACCGAUAGAUACUUGAAGGUUUAUUACGUCAUGAGUUGGAAUGAAAGAAUGGUGAUUUUGUAUAGAGAUGGAUCACUUGCUUAUUGUGAAAUUGGUACUUGUAAGCCGGAAACUUUUACUUCUCUUCCAAAAGGUAUGUUGCGAGAAAUAGUAAAUAAACAGCAGGGGGAUGCGUAUGUGGUGGAGUUAGGUGGUGAUUUACUUGUAGUGUUCCGUUACAGACGUUACACAAUAAAGUAUGCUCCUUAUGAGUAUCAUACCACUCAUUUCGAAGUUUAUAAACAUGUUUGGAACACAACAAUGUCUUGGGAGAAAGUUGAUGAUUUGGGUGAUUUUUUGUUAUUUAUUGGUCACAACUUUUCUACGGCUCUUCAUAUAUCAAUGGCUCCUAAUUGUCAAAGGAAUGCGAUAUACUUUGUUGAUGAUGAAACAUAUUCGUGGCGUAUGGAAUACAAACAAGGUCGCGGACAUGAUACGGGUAUGUUUGAUAUGGCAUCUGGACAAGUUAUACCCUUUUACCAAGGCCGUGAUAAAAUUUCCAAGUUAUUUUCUCCUGUAUGGUUUACUCCAAAGUUUUAG